UAUAGAGUAGCAGACAGGGGGGCUGUCCUACAAAGAGGGAAUAGAAGAGACUCUGACAAUGAACAAAAGCAGACAGUAAGAGAGAGAGACAGAAAGAGAAAGACAGAGAGAGAUUGAAAGAAAGUGUGCAUGCAGCCAGCCUGGGACAGCUUGGCACUAUAGAGAGACAGACGUUGGACUCUAGCACUCAUUUCCUCUCUGCUCCACUGCAAGCCCAACUCCUUCAGCUCACCACUGCAUCAGGAGAGUCAGCCCAUGUGGAGAGGGAACCGGUUUCUUUUUUUCAGACACUCAGCAUCUAGGUCUUGAGGCAAGGAGAACUGAAGCAGAAUCCUGCAGAAUUGCUGGAGGAGGAAACAUUGCAGUAACAACUUAGAGUGUCUGUGUGAUUAUGGAUGACUCCAGACGUUAUUUUGAGUAGAGCGUCUUCCUCCAUCAUGGUACAGCAAAGGGGACACAAAUACCCAGCAGUUAUGGACAGUGAUAUGAGCCAAGAGGUUUUCUUGGGACUGGGUGCAGAUGACAGGGAGGAGGUUUUUGGACUGUUGCCCUCCAACAAAGACCCCAACUGGUGCAAGACUCCCACGGGUCACAUCAAGAGGCCCAUGAAUGCAUUCAUGGUCUGGUCGCAGAUCGAGAGACGGAAGAUCAUGGAACAGUGGCCAGACAUGCACAAUGCAGAGAUCUCCAAACGCCUAGGCAAGCGCUGGAAACUCCUCCCCGACUAUGAGAAGAUCCCCUUCAUCAAGGAAGCAGAGAGGCUCCGGCUAAAGCACAUGGCCGACUACCCCGACUACAAGUACCGGCCCCGGAAGAAGAGCAAGAGCUCCAUGCCCGUGCGGGUUGGGGACAAGGUCCCCUUGAAGACAGGCAAGUCCCACCCGGGUGGUCGCGCAUCCGCUUCCGCCACCUCCACCGCCACCAGCAGAGGGCUCAAGGGACGAACGCCUUCCUCCAAACACAGAGCCAGCUUCGACAGCAAUAAGUUCAAAGGUUAUGAUGAGGGCAUCAGCGAUGAUGACACAGUGGAUGUAGAGUUGGCCAGUCCGAUGACGAGCCAGCCAGGAGGGCAGAGGCCAGCCGUGGGUGUCUUCCACCACCAGCAGGCUGCCAUGACCCCCGGCGAGCAGCAGACUCAGCUUGCAACCCAGCUCAGAGUCAAAGUGUCGACCACCACCUCCCACCAGCCCACCUCCAAGCUGCCUGUGGGCCUCUCCUCUGGGUCUCCAGUACCCCACAGCCUCCCAGAGUCAUCCCCCAGGGUGUCCUCUUCCUCUGAGCCUCUGGCUCCCCUCUCCUCCACUGGCCGCUCCUCCACCGGCCGCUCCUCCACCCCCACCUCCACCAGCUCCUCCUCCUUCGUGUCGUCGGCCUCCUCCGACGAGGAGCUGGACGAGGAGAUUUUGCAUAUUAUCUCCAACGCCAACUUCGACACCAUGCCUAUGGACUGCUCCACUCUGGACAAAGAAUUUGACGCUACAUUUCACACCAACUCAGGAUCCCACUUCGAUUUCCCUGAUUACUGCACCCCGGAAGUGAAUGAGAUGAUAUCCGGGGACUUGCUGGUGCCCAGUAUCUCUGACCUGGUGUUCACCUACUGAGGCCCAGCAUGCCUCUACAGGAUUCUGGCUUACUUAGAGAAUAUAUACUAUUCAUAAAAGCCUGUGGUUUUUUGGUUAUAUUAUAAAUUGGACACUUUAUUUUGUAUUUUCUCAAUCAAGUCCGUAAGUGCUAAUUCUUCACUUUUCCCAGUAUGCCACAUCCUGAGGGUCUGGUGUACAAACAGUGAAAGGUUGCUUACGUCAAGCCUUUUAUCAGAGUUCAAAUAUUCAGGCACAGAACAGGAGAGCAGCUACAAACAGACAAGCAGACACUGAACAGAUAUGUUCUUAGUAGAGGGAUAAUAGCGCUUUCAACAGUAAACUUAUUCAGUAUUUUGUCUUCAGUAUUAACAGGAGCAUGUACAGUAGCAUUUCCAUGUCUUUCAUAUGCAUUUGUUGUAUAUGAAGCAGCAUAACAACCAUGUUCUGACAUAAUCUACCAAACUCAAGGCAGCAACUGCAGAUUGAAAUAAAAAAAAUGUAUGUUAUCAACAAAUCAUCUGUAAAUAUCAAAGGGCAAAAAGGGAGAUCAUGUGAGGAAUAGUGCUUAUGUUGCAGCUAAUAGUCCUUAUGUUGCAGCUAAUAGUCCUUAUGUUGCAGCUAAUAGUCCUUAUGUUGCAGCUAAUAGACCUUAUGUUGCAGCUAAUAGUCCUUAUGUUGCAGGUAAUAGGAAUCUGCAGCACUUGUCAUCAGGCUUUUACAGUAGCAUCAGUUAAAGCAUAGGCUCUCUCCAGGAGAGAAAUCCGCUGCAUACUCUGUAAUUAGGUAACAGCACUUUCAUCGCCUUGCUAAUAGUGCAGACUCCAAGACAUGGAGUUCAUGUAAACACAAGCCUUGUGUGUGUGCCUGAUUCAUUCCAGACAGUUGAGUGUGACUGUAACGAUGGUAGGUGGUUAGAGAGUUUAGCUAAGUAGUGGAGGGGGAAGAGGAGGAGUGGAUGGAGGAGUGAAAGAGGGGUUGGGGGGUCUAUGAUGGGGGUCAGGAGAGGCUUUUCAUUCAGGGAGCUGUGCAUCUGUCCUUGCAGGCAGCAGCCUUUGUGCCGGAGUUCAGAGUGUGAGUGUGAGUGUGUGUGCGUAAGUGUGUGUGUGUGUGUGUGUGUGUGCGUGCGUGUGUGCGUGCGUGCGUGUUUGAGCUCAACUGAGUGAGCGUCUGCCAGCCGGGGGAGUGUAGGGGGGGUAGUGCAUUCAGGGGGAGAUGAGGAUCAUGGCCAUCCACACAGCCACCAGCGCGGUAGAAUUCAUGUCAUGUCUGCAGUCUGGCUGCAGCUGCCUGAUCAGGGCCGAUUCAGUGGUGAAUGGAGGCAAAAUCUGUGACUGCCAGCUGUCCCUCCAUUGACUCUCUCAGGGAUCGUUUUGUCUAGAGGUCCUACUGCCUCCCGUGGCUCAUUCAUCUGCCCUGAUCUGGGGAUGAGAUGCACGCCACCUCUCCUCUCCUCCUAUCAGCCCCUAUCUUCUCUCUCUCUAAUAGCCGCAAGGGGACGAGGUGACACAGCGAGAGAAGGAGCCAGAACCCCUCCCCCUCUCUCCACCACAACAUGUGACCUUUCUUCUUUUCAUCCCUCUAUCCUCAUUAAUUACAUCGCCUGGCUUUGGCACCGUGGCGAAAAGGACCUGUGUUAUUUACUUACUCUCCACAAGCAGCUGGCGAAGAGCCAGCCAGAAAGCAGCACCAAACCCCUUCCUGCAGUUCAUACCUUAGAUAAACUGAUGUGAAUCCCUCGUCAGACAGAUCUUGUUGGAGCCAGUCAGCAUCCUCUAACAGAGGCCCCCCCAUGCGGUGCAGAGGGCCUCUGGAGCAGGCCAUGGAGAGGCAGGGGACAGGGGAUACAUAAUGGGACCAUGGCGGAUACGCUGGGAGUUUGUUUUCAGACCAACAUGCACCAUUUGGAGUAGCGUGAUAAUGACUGUGUGGUACAGGGACCAUGACGAGAACCGUACUGGAUUUUUUGUUGUGUUCCUCCUCAGUCCCUCCCCCCAGGAAACACCUGAAGGAACCAAUGUGUGUCUAUGUGUGGCAGGGUUUUAGUUCCUUGUGAUGAUGUCUGGAGAGAACUGCACCAUAAACUUUACAGUACAAUGUCUUCAUUAGCAAAAAAAAUGAAUAAACCAGGUAACUUGUUUCUGAACUGGAAGGGGGCUUCCCUCUUAGAUAUCAAUGGUAGGAGAAGACAUAUGAAGAGAGGUGGUUCUACUACAACCCGAGGCCUUUAAGAGUCCAUACAGCAACACUGUUUUCUUUCUUCUGUUACACAUAAGUAGAAGUUCCUCAACACUAUUGGAAGGACACCGUGUGAGAAGAAAAUAAUCCAGCAACAACAUCCAACCUCCAUCUAAAAGUGAACUGCAAUCAAGGUUUUAGACAUACUGCAUGUGUCCUAGUGUUAAAAAGUGAUUGCCAGUAUUUUGUACUUUUAAUAGGCACCUUUUAUUGGUUAGCAUAGACAAAGUAUGGCAGAGUUCACCAUUCCUGACGAAACAGGUGAAAUUAUAAAUGCAGAUUCAGCAAAAAUGUAUUGGCUCACAAAUUGAAUGGGUAUUUCAGCUCUUGAUCAUGCACAUGAUCUGUCUGGCUAUAAUAUUAGCAGUCAACAAACCUAAAGUACCGUGCAGUGUAAACAGACACACCCUAUGGUAAUGGAACCAAUACUGAAUUCAACACCAGCAGUAAAAAUUAGACUCAGGACUAAACUAACAGCUUACUGUGGAACAACUCCUAUUUCUAAUGUGCUGUGUAUGUCUGUGUAUUAGAUCAUGCAUCAACCCAAAAAAUUGGUAGCUGCAAGAAAAUGUGAUACUGCUAAGUAAUACAUUUUCAGAUUCAAUCUUUGAAAGUACCAUGUGUUUCAAUCAUUCAGGUGCAUUAAAGUAUAAAUAAAAUAUUUCUUUAAUUACAUUAAACAAACAAAACAUUCUUAAGCGAAAUGUGCAAAGGGAACACCCUUGAUCUAAACUAACCAGCAUUUUUUAUUAGAAUGAUUCUAGGCUCAUUUUCUUUCUUUCUUUCAUAUUUUAGAAAGAGAGCUAGAAAACGGGCUAGACAACUCACAGAUGGGCUUCAGCAAAUUAGUGUCAGAGUGAUAAAUGAAAAAAAGAUGGAGAGAAAUUAAGCUGGAUAAAAAUACCCAUCUGGUGGCACCUCCUACUCUGGGCCAGCAUUUGAUGAAUAGCAUUCCCUGAGAUGGAAAUACAAGGACAAAGCAAAUUUCAUAUAGCUGUUGGCCCCCGUCUCCUACUGCCUCCCACAUCACAAGUGUGGCACAGGAGCCCCUGCCAUACUGAGCAUGUCUGUCUGCAUGUCUGUCUCCAGCUACAGCGUCACGCAUGUGGCUGCCACCACGGCGACAAGGGGCCCCUCAGCAGGCCCAGUCCAGGGCUAUAGGGGUCAACAGGGGACACUCUCAGCCUCAGGGUCCUAGUAGGACUUAACUUACCAUUCCUUUAAACCACACCGACCUGACAACACAAAAGCAGCACUGGGAGACCCGGCCUGCUGCACACAGAAGUAGCCAAAAUAUGACCAUGAUGCCUCACAUUUUAGUACACAUUGUUUACAAGGUUUUAUGGUAUUAUAGACUGAGCUGAAUACAGAACGUUUCCUCUGUUUUUCAUCUUCGCAGCAAGGGUUGUUUUGAUAUAUUUACAAUGUCAAAUAUGAUUUGUAAUCUAUUCACCAGCACGUUUCUGGUCUUAGUUAUGGCAAAUUGUAACAAAACAUAUUUCUGUGAUAUGAAAACAACUGAAUCUUAUUUAUCUGAAAAUAUGCUUGUGUUGAACUUUGAUUUCUCAACGUUAUUGUAGAACAGGGGAUAAUGGGGGUGUUUAAAUAUAUUUUCAUGUGCUACAAAUGCAUUGGAUCCAGCCUACACUCCAGAGUGUACUAGUCAGAACUGUCUAAUCAAAUAUAUUAGGCUCACCCCUAUUAGGCUCACCCCCAUCAUAUAUACUGUAUAUUGACAUACAUUUUAUGAUCUGCGUUGAUGAAUGUAAUUGGUCGAUAAGUAUUACCAAAAUUCUGACAUUGCAUUGAUAAUAGGUAUGCAUGUACAAAUAGUAAACGUCUCUGAAAUUGGAGUAACUGCACUUCAUAUAGCCUCCCAUGCAACACCUUAUAAUUAAAAAAUUGGGGGAGAAUGAUGGUGAAAGUCAUUUAGAAAUAUGCAUCACUAUGCUAACAGAACAUAUUGCUAAUAUUGUCCUAUUGGAAACCCCCUCUGCUGUGUAGACUGUUUCAUUCCUGCACUAUUUUUUAUGGAUUGGUGCCCAACAAACAUUAUGUAUUUAUAUCAAUCAGUCAAUUGCAAAAUUGCAAUUCGAUAAAGCUCAUUUAUUCCGUGUGUAAAAUGGUUAAACAACUUACCAUCUCGUUCAUCUUAGUAUCACGUUUUACCAAUAAUUAGCAUUGCUUUAUCAUGUUUAUGUAUGCUUUUUGUAGUGUGGUACAUUCAGCUGUUCUGACAGCGAGUAUGUGGAUAGAAAUAAAAGCACUUUGUUGUAAAUAUGUACGUAGAUCUGAGAGAUGUCAUUCUCAUUUUGGAUAGAGUUAUCAGUGUAGUGACUCUGACUCAUUACUGAAUAAACUGUUACAGUCAA
Messenger RNA from Salvelinus fontinalis (brook trout), 6190 nucleotides. Its product is annotated as transcription factor SOX-4-like. Gene Ontology annotation, biological process: cell differentiation; anatomical structure morphogenesis; regulation of DNA-templated transcription. The transcript is spliced from 2 exons. NCBI's taxonomy places the organism in Eukaryota, Metazoa, Chordata, Actinopteri, Salmoniformes, Salmonidae. Gene Ontology annotation, molecular function: DNA-binding transcription factor activity, RNA polymerase II-specific; RNA polymerase II cis-regulatory region sequence-specific DNA binding. The record is from RefSeq and is a predicted model, not a curated record. Bases 396 to 1601 code for a protein of 401 amino acids.